Molecule: messenger RNA, 1469 nt
Organism: Epinephelus lanceolatus (giant grouper)
Lineage: Eukaryota; Metazoa; Chordata; Actinopteri; Perciformes; Serranidae
Source: RefSeq, a predicted model, not a curated record
GGCGACCCAUUGCGCACCAACUGAAUGAAGCCUGUGUGAGAAAGAGACAAAAGACAGGCGGCUUCAACAAGAAGAACAUAUUGGACGGUAAAUGUCAGUGAUGUGGACGGUGAAGGUGGUCGGCCUGGGUGCGGUGGCCCUCUCUCUCAGUGUGGAGCUGCUUUGCUGGCUCGUCCGUCGCCUCAGACCUGGAAGAACCCUCAAUGAGGUCCUCUUCUUUCCCUCAGAGAUGGCCUGUGUGGAGCAUAUCUUCUCUCCCUCGUUGCCUCAGUCUUGUUGCUGCCCGUUGCCUCAUGGCAUAGAGACCUCUUUCUCCCGUCUUCUUCGCCACAUCCUGUCUGCUUCCUCCUCUUUGGACUUGUGUAUCUUUGCCUUCUCCAACAUGGACCUGUGCAGGGCUGUGCUGGUGCUGCAUAGCGGAGGAGUCACCAUCCGAGUCCUCACUGACAAGCAAUACGCUGCCAUCUCUGGCUCCCAGAUAGGUGUCCUCCGCAAGGCUGGGAUCUGUGUGCGGUGCGACGUGGGCUCCGAUUACAUGCAUCACAAGUUUGCAGUGGUGGACGGCAGGCUGCUCAUCACCGGCUCCCUCAACUGGACGCUGACAGCAGUGCAGAGCAACAUGGAGAAUAUCCUCAUCACCGAGGAGCCCGACCUGGUGCGACCCUUCAUGGAGGAGUUCCACAAGUUGUGGGGGCAAAACGAUCGAGCUCGAUACCUCCACUCAAGUGCCCAAAAACCUGCCAACAUCACCAUCAGAAUCAGUGACUGAUUAGCCAGGAUGAAUAGUGAGUCAGAGCUCAUCCAGCCUUUGAGGUAGAAGGUAUGCAUGAUGAAUCGGUUCAGUCAGACAUUAUCUUGUUUCUUCUCAAGUUUUGAUUCUGCUACUUCUGGCUGUGGCUGUGAAGGACUGUAAGUGACAAUGUUAUCGUUCAAGAUGCUGGAAGUUUGACGGCAGUUUUAUUUUAAAUGUGUCCCAGAAAACAUGUCUGAUUUACCAGGCUGAGUUUGCAUUUAAGAGUUCCUGUUUGAUUCAGGUUUCUUACAUUUACUAUUUGGCACUGGUCUAAGAUGAAGAUGAUAUCCACAACAUAGAUGUGUUUGAGUUCUAAAGAGAAUGCCUCUGUUUGUGUUGGGUAAGAAUAUUUCUUUAUUCUUUAAAUUCAAGUUUAUGUUUGUUAUAUUGUGUCACAGGUUGACACUACGCAAAUACCAUUGCUUUAUUUUAAAGAUUUCCACCGAGGUGAUCAAAUUAAUCUUCUUUCAUCGUGGUAAUUUUGUAAUCAAUAAUCCAUUAUACAUUUUCUCCCUUGGAACUAAAGGGAUUAGUUUAAUUCCUUUAUUUACAAACCCCUCCACAGUUCACCUUGUGUCUAACUGCACUCUAAAUUACACUGUCUGUAAAAAAUCCAGUGUAUAGUUUAGGGUAUGCUACUGCAGUCUCAGGGAAGAUGUUUGCCAAGCACCAAUAA